This is a messenger RNA of Chrysochloris asiatica (Cape golden mole), 198 nucleotides long. RefSeq names its product transmembrane protein 40-like. The coding region runs from base 1 to 198 and encodes 65 amino acids. The transcript is spliced from 2 exons. The record is from RefSeq and is a predicted model, not a curated record. Lineage: Eukaryota; Metazoa; Chordata; Mammalia; Afrosoricida; Chrysochloridae.
AUGCUGGGGGAGCUACUUGGGACCCUGAUCCCUGUGCUGGGGACAAAAUUUUUCCAAUUCCUUCUCCUUUGCUUUGUUUUCCUGGCUUUGCUGGUGUGUUAUCACUCCUACACAGUAUCCCAGAUCAAAAGUGCCAUACAUGGUUUCAUUCCUCUCUUUCAGAAGAUUAGGUUGUUGGGGUUCAGGAGGACUGACUGA